Molecule: messenger RNA, 1605 nt
Organism: Corylus avellana
Lineage: Eukaryota; Viridiplantae; Streptophyta; Magnoliopsida; Fagales; Betulaceae
Gene: XBCP3
Product: xylem bark cysteine peptidase 3
Biological process (GO): proteolysis
Molecular function (GO): cysteine-type peptidase activity
Source: RefSeq, a predicted model, not a curated record
UUUGCAGCCUCUCUCUCCCAUUCAUACAGAAAGUUGGACCAAAAAAACAAAAUGAACUUUCCGUGUUCCUUCCUCUUCAUUCUUCUACUUUCUCCACACCUCGCUUUCUCUUCUCCUUCACACACCUCCCAACUGUUCGAAACGUGGUGCAAAGAACAUGGCAAAACUUACUCUUCUGAAGCUGAAAGGCUCCACAGGAUCAGAGUGUUCGAGGACAACUACAACUUCGUUAAGCAGCACAAUGAUAUGGGCAAUUCUUCUUAUACCCUCUCUCUCAAUGCCUUUGCUGAUCUCACCCACCACGAGUUCAGGGCCUCUCGCCUGGGGUUCUCAGCUGCCGGUAGGAAUUUCCAUCGGGGGCGGCCGCUUCGGGAGCAUGGUGUUGUUCGUGAGAUUCCUUCGGAGUUGGAUUGGAGGAAGAAAGGAGCAGUGACCCAUGUCAAAGAUCAAGGGAGUUGUGGUGCUUGUUGGUCAUUCUCUGCUACUGGAGCUAUUGAAGGUAUUAAUAAGGUUGUCACAGGGUCUCUUGUCAGCCUCUCCGAACAGGAGUUAGUUGAUUGUGACCAAUCUUACAAUAGUGGCUGCGAAGGUGGGCUCAUGGACUAUGCAUAUCAAUUUGUGAUAGAUAACCAUGGCAUUGACACUGAGGAAGAUUACCCUUAUCAAGGUCGGGACAGGUCCUGCAAUAAGGAAAGGUUAAAAAGGCGUGUUGUGACGAUUGAUGGUUACACUGAUGUGCCACCAAAUAAUGAGAAACAGCUACUACAAGCUGUGGCAGUGCAACCUGUGAGUGUAGGUAUAUGUGGAAGUGAGAGAGCAUUUCAGUUGUAUUCAAAGGGGAUUUUCACGGGCCCGUGUUCAACUUCUUUGGAUCAUGCUGUAUUGAUUGUAGGGUAUGGUUCAGAAAAUGGAGUUGACUAUUGGAUUACCAAGAAUUCAUGGGGAACAGGUUGGGGAAUGGACGGCUAUAUUCACAUGCUGCGUAACGGCGGCAAUUCACAAGGGCUCUGUGGUAUCAACAUGUUAGCUUCAUAUCCAACCAAAACUAGCCCAAAUCCUCCUCCCCCACCUCCCCCAGGUCCAACUAGAUGUGAUCUUUUUACUUUCUGUGGAGAAGGAGAAACCUGCUGUUGUGCAAAGCGCCUCUUCGGAAUUUGCAUUUCAUGGAAAUGUUGUGAUUUGAAUUCUGCUGUGUGCUGUAAAGACCACCUUCAUUGUUGUCCAAAUGAUUAUCCCGUUUGUGAUACAAAAAGGAACCAAUGCUUCAAGCAAAAUGGGAACAUUACAAGAAAGGAAGCACUUAAGAGCAGACCCACAUCUGGGAAGUCAGGCAGUUGGAGCUCCUUUAUUGAGGCUUGGAUUCUGUAAAGCUCUUCAGUCUUUACGAGUGAGUCAUUUUUUUCUUGCCAUAGUGUUGUAGUAUAAGUUAUAUGUUUCACCACACAAGGACCAUGAGCUCUUAUCUGCUUGCAAAGAUAUGGCAUUGUGUACACAUGAAGCCAAUUGUUUUCAAUUAUUGAAAUUGACCGAUUCAUUAGUGCCAAAAUUUGGUGUAGACUGAUGUGGUAUGCUCUGUAUGGAUGAAUUCAUGGAAGAUUGAAGCCC